GCAGUGAGGCGGAGCAGCGGGAGUGUAAACACACACACACUCACACACACGCGCACACACACAUCAGGGUCCCCGAGCUGCUCUGCUUCAGUCUGCCGGUUCAUGAGCUCCGAACAGCGGAUUACCCGAGCACUCCUCCAGCCUCCUCCGCGCGCGACACCCGAGCACAGCGCGUGACACGACAACAAGAAGAAGAAGACAACACACACACACACGCUCAUUCACCUGCUGAACACACACACACGGCCAGCCUGACAGUUGUGGAUGAUGCCGAAGCACGUGGAGGUACGGAUGCACGAAAGCCACCUGGAGCCCAUCGAGGCCCGGCCGCUGUCCAAAUGGGGCACGAUCUGCCAGAAGAUGCGGAAGAACCUGCUGCUCACGCUGACCGUGAUGGGUGUGAUUAUGGGCGCCGUGUCGGGAAUGCUGCUGCGUGUGGCGUCUCCCAUCGAUGACAACAUUGUGAUGGUGAUCGCCUUCCCUGGAGAUAUCCUGAUGAGGAUGCUGAAGAUGCUGAUCCUGCCCUUGAUCAUCUCCAGUCUCAUCACAGGUCUGGCUGGUCUGGAUGCCAAGUCGAGCGGCCGUCUGGGCUCCAGAGCCAUGAUCUACUACAUGACCACCACAGUGAUCGCAGCGGUGCUGGGGGUCAUCCUGGUGCUGCUCAUCCACCCCGGGAACCCCAAACUCAAGGAGAAUCUGGGAGAAGGACUCGAGAACGACGAGGUGUCCAGUCUGGACGCUUUCUUUGACCUGAUCAGAAACCUGUUCCCCGAGAACCUGGUCCAGGCCUGUUUCCAGCAGAUCCAGACGGUGGUGAAGAAGGUGGAGGUUCAGCCGGAUCUGGACGACACCAACAGCACCAUGUCGGAGUAUCUGUCCAACGCCACCAAACCUCCACCCAUCUUCAAAGACAAGAAAUCCCUGCAGUUCAAGAGCGGCAUGAAUGUGCUGGGUCUGAUCGGAUUCUUCAUCGCCUUUGGUAUUUGUAUGGGAAAGAUGGGGGAGAAGGCGAGACUGAUGAUCGACUUCUUCAACAUCCUCAAUGAGAUCGUCAUGAAGCUGGUCAUCAUGAUCAUGUGGUAUUCUCCAUUCGGCAUCGCCUGCCUGAUCUGUGGGAAGAUCAUCUCCAUCAAGGAUCUGGAGGUGGUGGCGCGGCAGCUGGGCAUGUACAUGAUCACGGUCAUCGUGGGUCUGAUCAUCCACGGAGCCAUAUUCCUGCCCUGCAUCUACUUCGCCAUCGUCAGGAAAAACCCCUUCUCCUUCUUCAUGGGCAUCUUCCAGGCCUGGAUCACCGCUCUGGGAACCGCUUCUAGUGCUGGAACUCUGCCCGUGACGUUCCGCUGUCUGGAGGAGAACCUGGGCAUUGAUAAGAGAGUCACGCGCUUCGUUCUUCCAGUCGGAGCCACCAUCAACAUGGACGGAACGGCGCUCUAUGAGGCGGUCGCCGCCAUUUUCAUCGCACAGAUGAACGGGAUCGAUCUAGACCCUGGACAGAUCGUCACCGUCAGUCUUACAGCAACACUCGCCAGUGUGGGAGCCGCUAGUAUUCCCAGUGCUGGACUGGUCACCAUGCUGCUCAUCCUGACGGCGGUGGGUCUGCCCACUCAGGACAUCAGUCUGCUGGUGGCGGUGGACUGGCUGCUGGACCGCUUCCGUACCUCAGUGAAUGUGGUGGGAGACUCGUACGGCGCAGGUAUCGUCUAUCACCUGUCCAAGGCAGAGCUGGACGCUCUGGACGCCCAGCACGGGAAGACUGACGACAUCGAGAUGAUGACCAAGACCCAGUCCUACUAUGAUGACCUCAAAAACCAUCAUGAAAACAACUCCAACCAGUGCGUCUUUGCUGCUCAAAAUACAGGCUUAGUAGAUGAUUGCAAGGUAACCUUGGCGGCCACCAACGGCUCGACUGCGGAGAUCACAGUCGUUGAGGAAGAACCCUGGAAAAACGAUUAAACCCCCCCGACCCGACCCAACCCAAAAGCAGAGACAACCAACCUACAUCCAUGCACAUAGGGCACAAACAGCUUUCCUAGAUGACUCCUGUUCGUUUCUAACCUCUUUAACUAAAUCUAAACACGCGUAACACGAGAAUGUGAGGCCAAAAGCUGACACGCUUGUGUAAAGUAUUCUCCACGCCAGUACACUUCAACACCUUCAUGUUUGAGGAGUGUUUUCCAGACACACACUGCCUGUAGCAGCUCACCGUAUCAACCUCCUCGCUCACCGUAGACCCUCUCUAUCCAAUCACAGCGUUUCUCAUCAGCCUCAUAGGGUGUUGCUAGGACACAGACGACCGUACGGCACACGUGUGUGUGCGUCUCAAGAGCACAGGCCAGUAUAUUUACAGUUCAGGUUUAACCAGAGCCCUUCAGAUGUACUGAAAUAUGCAAUGCAAGCCUUACCUUUCAUUCCUAAUAAAGCACAAGUCAUAAAUAUAUAUAUAUUUAUAUUGCACAACCAAACCACGAGCUCCAGAAGUGCAUCUAUCAAACUGACGCGGCUCAUUUAUAUACGCUAAACCAGGUUUGGCUUCAUUAACCGAUUUACACAGCCAUCUCUAAACUAGCCCACAUCUGCCCAGAACAUUCCCCAAGGCUGAUGAGAUGUAGAAGUAACUCAGGCUCCUCCAUAACCCCGGUGUAUCCGUCAGGGACAUGAGCACUCCUGCUGCAGAGUGAAGCGCAUGCUGGAGAGGAUCGAUGUUUACCUGUUUUUAUAAUCCAGUGUUUUUAAAUACCUGAUGCCUUCGUGUCUUUUACUGCUGACGCUGUUUUUUAUUUCAUUUAUCGCACUUUUGCAUCCCUUUUAAAAGAGUUUACCUCAGAAAAACACACUCGCCAAGGCUCGAAUCUCUGGCGGUAUCACGAUGAAUCAUCUUAAAGAGGAUUUUAUAUGUGCGCUGAUCCAAAACGCUACCUCUGGAUGUCCGUCCUCUUUCAUCUCCUCCAGACGACUGUUUCUGAGCCCCGUCAUGCUGCAAAUCAUCACUGUCCGAUCGACCAAUCACACGCGUUCACAUACCUCGCCAAGCCAAUCAGAGAUUCACAUUCGAAAUCACAGCUAAUCCCAGAAAUGGAUUCUAGAUCCCUAAUGUGUCUAAUCGGUUCGCUAACUAAACAGUGUUGUAAUCUUGAAAACAAGCGCCAUAUGAACACCGUAAUGUGAAUUUAGGCUGACGUGUGCAGCGUCGGCCCCUGAGCCUCCGUCGUGUUUGAUCUCACUGUUAGCUGCAUGGACAUUAGUGUUUCGCACCAGUUUUUAAAGUAAAGCAUGCGUUUUGAAGUGCCUCCCUGCACUUUGUGUAUAUACUGAAGGCAGCGGCGCUGCUAGUGCUGGAAACCGGGGGCUCAGACGCCCCCCCGAGGGCCCCAAUAAAUCUACCAUCCCGCAUUUUCCAGCGAGAGAUUCUGACUGGGUGAAAUGUACUGUACGGAGCCCAGAACUCCUAGCGGCGCCUCUGAUCGUGGGUAACAUCAGUAUGAUAUGUUCAGUCGUAGACUCGUGGAGAUAGUGUUUAAUUGAUGUGAGCGUUUUAAUGAAAGUGUUUUUGUAAUCCUGUAGCGCUGUAUUCCCUCAUCGUGCUGCAUUAAAUACUCUAGUCAGACGUCUAGAAGCGUAGUUUAACUCUCAUUUCAGCAGUCUCAUAUCCUGAUCUGGAAUGUUUUUAUUCUUCCCUACAGAAAUCUAUAUAUAUAUAUAUAUACAUAUAUAUGUGUGCGUGCGUGUGUGUGUGUGUGUGUCCUGCAUUUAUAUGUCAGAAAUUAAAAAUUUUAAUCUAACAUGCGACUCGAAAAAGCAAGAUAUUUGUAUAUUAUAUAUGGCAUCUCAAAAUACCCACGCUAUAUUUUUGAGGAUGUUUUCUGCUAGACCUCGUGAUAGUCUUCUCUAUGAUUCUGUGUUAUGUGUUCAUCAACCGUCUGGAACAUCUCUCUAAAGCACACUGUCUGACGUCUGCACUCCGUAUAUCUCGCACACACAGAGACAGGCACAAUGUCCAGCAUCAUUAGGAUAACCCAUGUGUAUUAUUCUUACUUAACCGCGUUCAUCUGGAAGCGUCACUAGUCGAUGGUGUACAUCUCUGACGGUGUAAACUCGUCUCUCUUCUGCUCCUCACCCGUUUAGUGUUGUGAUUUUUUAAUGCAAAGGGAGAGAAGACUAUAAAGGAAUGUGGUGAAUAAAUGAUUCCUGUGUCAUAGCUGUGAAAUAAACGUGUGUUCAUGCAUAUCAAUUUGUGUUGUACCAUUGGUGUACAUACAGUUAUUAUAACUAAUAAAUGUUGAUUCAUAACUAA
Molecule: messenger RNA, 4291 nt
Organism: Danio rerio (zebrafish)
Lineage: Eukaryota; Metazoa; Chordata; Actinopteri; Cypriniformes; Danionidae
Gene: slc1a2b
Product: solute carrier family 1 member 2b
Biological process (GO): neutral amino acid transport; transmembrane transport
Cellular component (GO): membrane
Molecular function (GO): symporter activity
Source: RefSeq, marked validated